This is a messenger RNA of Morchella sextelata, 798 nucleotides long. RefSeq lists its product as uncharacterized. Lineage: Eukaryota; Fungi; Ascomycota; Pezizomycetes; Pezizales; Morchellaceae. The coding region runs from base 1 to 798 and encodes 265 amino acids. The record is from RefSeq and is a predicted model, not a curated record. The transcript has a single exon.
AUGUACCAGUAUCUCUAUAUCCAAUACAUUUGUGGGUAUGAACCUGCGACAGGGCAAUGCGUCGUUAUAGAAUGUCCUGAGCCUAAACCCGGUGCCUCUCAUGCUGGCAACCGUUAUCACUGCAUUUGCCGGCACCUCUUGGACGACGACCAAUAUCGAGGGUUCGAGCGCUGCCCGGAAUGUUAUGGUAAUCUACCCGAUAACUUGCAGUAUACGGAGAAAAUCAGUGAAAGAACUAGUGGUACAAUAGACGGCGAGGAAUAUAAUGAGAAAGAAGAUAUUAUUGCUCUUCCCGACUCGGCAUCUAUGACCAGCUGCAGAGCUACUGAAGAUGAGUGGGAAGACGAUAUCUCUCUCCAGACUUCGUAUACAGACCUAAAGUCUCAAACGUUAAAAAGGCUAAAACGUCUACAGCAGAGAGCGGAGGUUUCUUUCCCGACUUGCCGUAGUACAUGCACAGAGGGCGCCACCGAUGUAUCGGUAUUAGAUGGCUGCGACGAUGGCCACGGAAACGGACGACAAUCACCAGAUCUAGAUCUGAUGUUUGAGCUGGAACUCGAUUAUCCCGAUCCUGAGUCCACGGCGUACUUCUCGAAGGAGGUGAGCACGGAUGAAUCGGUUUGUAACUCUUUGGAGUGUAUUGGAAAACCAUGCACACGAUCGUACCAGAAACUUUGGCAUAGCUCUAAUCUUGCCUAUUCCUCCGCUUACUUCGGCGUAGCCCUAUAUAGAUACCGGUCACCGGCGACAUCGGCUGCCGUUCUUCCCUUUUUCAUUCGGGGGGUGCAAACUGCCUGA